GGCUUCAGAUCCUUCUUGAAGUUGCAGGGGUGGACAUGCGCCUUGGUUUUGAUUCACAUUAUUUCCAGCUGAAGUUAGCCAUCUCAGGUCAGAAUCCAUCGCUGCAUGAAAGUACUGUUCGCACUUUUGUAGAAAGCUUGAGCAGCGUGUCUUCAACAAGGACAAACGAUGAAGAUCACGGCACUGACGAUCCUCAAAUUCAAUGGCGAUACCGCAGACCCUACUCUCCUUGCAAACGCGAGUGACGUCAGCAACUUUGGGUACUUCCAGCGGAGCUCUGUCCGAGAAAUGAUCAUCUUUGUUUCAAGGACGGUUGGUAAGAGGACUCCCCUGCAACGACGGCAAAGUGUGGAGCAUGAAGAGUACAUGGUUCAUUGCUACAACAAAAACGGUCUGCUCGGGUUAGCAUUUGUUGACAGAGCGUAUCCGCUUCGAGGGGCGUUUUCAGUCAUCAAUAAGAUUCUGGAAGAGUAUGAGAGGCAGGCGGUCGGUUCCUGGUCAAGUAUUACAACAGACAACAAAGACUCUGUACCAUGGCUCCAAGAGGCGCUCGUCAAAUACCAGGAUCCUUCCGAAGCGGACAAGCUUACGAAGAUACAGCGGGAUCUGGACGAAACGAAGAUUAUUCUGCACAAGACGAUUGACAGUGUUUUAGCCCGGGGGGAGAAGCUUGACAGUCUUGUUGAGAAGAGCACGGAUUUGAGCAUGGCAUCACAGGUAUUCUAUAAGCAAGCAAAGAAGGCCAACAGUUGCUGCGUCAUCCUGUAAAUGUCGCUCUUGUGGUGGAGUCUUUGUGUUAAACGUUGUGUAUAUUGUAGAAAUAGGGGGCUUCUAGGGGGCUUCUUGGUGACGCCCUUCACAGCUGUGGCGUACAGCGCUUGCGUAGACGAAGUAAUAGAGCCUGAGGUUUGUGCAACGAGCUUAUUGGGGUGGUGUAUGCUGCAAUAUACAGCCUGCUCCCUCAAUGCCUUGCCGCAGGUUUUAUUUGAAGUCAUGAGGCGCCCCGGAGUGACGCCAUGAUGCAAUCAGUCGAUUCCGGAGUCCUCUUACUUGUGUCGAUCGUCCCGUUAGUUGCAGUACAAAUACUGCACCGGAGCUGGGCCUUGUAUAUGGUCAAACAUCAAGCAUGGCGCAACCGGCUACAUCCUGGUAAAUGAGCCAAAGUUUAUAUAUAUAGUCAGAUCGCGUCGCGCAGCUGCAGUGAUACUAUAGGAUUGUGCAGCUGAAGUUUUCACCACUAAGACGGUCCGGCUGCAUGGUCAUGCCAAAACGAUUUAAAU
This is a messenger RNA of Klebsormidium nitens, 1280 nucleotides long. Lineage: Eukaryota; Viridiplantae; Streptophyta; Klebsormidiophyceae; Klebsormidiales; Klebsormidiaceae. The record is from the annotation of a GenBank genome assembly.